This is a messenger RNA of Laetiporus sulphureus 93-53, 1995 nucleotides long. RefSeq lists its product as uncharacterized. NCBI's taxonomy places the organism in Eukaryota, Fungi, Basidiomycota, Agaricomycetes, Polyporales, Laetiporaceae. The record is from RefSeq and is a predicted model, not a curated record. The transcript is spliced from 6 exons. Bases 1 to 1995 code for a protein of 664 amino acids.
AUGGCGACUACGAAUGUUCCUGAGGCUACGUCGGCUGCAGCCCUCGAUCUCAAUAAGCUCACCGUAGCUCAACUGAAAGCUUUAUGCAAAGAGAAGAAGAUCUCAGGCUAUUCUAAGCUAGGCAAAGGUGCUUUGAUCCAGAAACUGACAGCUAGUGGAUACAGCUCGAGCUCCGUCGAAGCGACCAAGACGGCCCGAGAAGGUGGAUCCAAUCCCGCUCGGUCCGAACAAGCAUAUAGCGCACGGAUCGGGACGGAACCUACAUGCGCUGGUUCUCGGGAGCCUGGGUUGUCUCAUACAAACGCCUCCACUGAUGCUAUGAUGCCAAAAAAACGCCGGGCUGAUGCUUCUUCUGCUCCAACUGUGAAGAAGAAGCAGAAAACAACGAGCUUGAUCCCGGGACCGAAACCCACGAACAGUGCAGGUCUGUCUUCCCCAGGAGCAUACUCCAGAUUCAAGGUACCCAUGUUACCCGAUGGUCGGCCAAAUGCACUCUCACUCCCUACUGUAUCUCCUGCCAUCUCUUCUGGAAGCAUUCGAUCUCCUGUUCUGGGUAGCUUUUGUUCUGCGAUCAACGCACCUAUUCCACCAGUGCGAUCGAUACCUGCGCAAUCUGUUCUGUCCACUGGAAAGCGAUUCAAGAAGCUUGUCGUAGCUAAGUGCGCGACUCUUGUUACUGAUUCUGUAUCCGAAGCUUCUCAGCUACGGCAUUCGCCAAAGCAGGCCAAAGGUCUCUUGGCGCUUCAUCACCUCGACUUUCCUUCUGCACCACCCGCUCCUCCCCUUGUUCCUAUCACCCUUCCUCCUUCGCUAUCUCAGCGGAAACGUGUGCAAAACUGGGCGAUUAUUCUCAGCGGAAUAUCGGGCAAAGAACGAAGACAGUGUGUUCUAGUGUCACGCAUGUUCCGCUACGCAGUAUACCUUUCUGCGUCUCAUCUGCUGGCGAAAAACUAUUGCGGUGAACGCUUACACAGAGAUGCCUUUGAGCGGUACUCACAGGCCAUGACCAAUAUGUGGCCAUAUCUGCAAGUACGACAACGAGAGGCCACCGAACGACAGGAAGUAUACAAGAACUCAUUCCUUGCAACACUUGCAAUGCGAAAUGACCUAUCGAACCCCAUAGCGGAUCGUCUUUGGGCGAGUCCAGACAACGAGCGUCAGCUCACUAUUGCAUUGCGGUUCGUUAUGUCGCGUUGGUGGUUCGCACUUUCCGUCGGGGAUGGCUCUGGGGAUCAGAAAACUGUGCCAUGGCUUCACAGCAAGGUGAUGGAUGCAAAAGAGGUACUGAAAAGCGAGAUCUGGAGCAUCACUGUCGCAUCAAAUACGCUUGAAGGGCAACAUCCUCUGAUAGAGAUGCUAUACGUACUCGAAGCCACUUGUGAGGUCGUCGGCCGGCCGACAGACAACGCUUCUCAGGACGCCGCUCGGCUCGGGGAACAAGCGAAAAACAGCAUGCCUGUCCGAGCGGAUUGGUCCUCUUACAUUCUGCAGCAACUCGUGUCACAACAUGACGGGACUUCCGGCAGACUACUCGAUUUACUAAAAUGGGCGAACCGCGAGGAGUAUGACCGCGGUAUAAGCCGACUCUGGCUGAGACGUGUCGGAAACGAAGGUGUGGUGGGCGAAGCCAAACGUGUCGUGGCGGAGCGCUAUGUCCUGGCAUGCGUUGUCGCGAAUAGCGUGAGCGGACAGUGGAUGUCUGCCACUGAGAUGGCACAGGAUUUCGCUGGGCUGCCAGCUCGGACAUCGUCUGGCACCACGAAGAAGGUGCCUUCCGUCAACUUAUACCUUCCAGAACACCACCAUGUGGAGAGCGUCCACUUCACGACCUCUGAUGGACGGCCACUCCACUCUGCGCUGGCGGUUAUACAAACUCCCCAUAGGGAGUAUUACAUCUUGUGCGACAACGGCAUGCAAGUUGGUUGCGAGGAAGAUGGUGUCGCACCUGUCUGGCGGCAAGUGCUGAAGUGUGACACCAAAGGCAUACAAUCUUGA